This is a messenger RNA of Gordionus sp. m RMFG-2023, 4122 nucleotides long. Its product is annotated as calcium-transporting ATPase type 2C member 1-like. Gene Ontology annotation, biological process: intracellular calcium ion homeostasis; manganese ion transport; calcium ion transmembrane transport. The coding region runs from base 156 to 3779 and encodes 1207 amino acids. NCBI's taxonomy places the organism in Eukaryota, Metazoa, Nematomorpha, Gordioida, Chordodea, Parachordodidae. Gene Ontology annotation, cellular component: plasma membrane; endoplasmic reticulum. The transcript has 20 exons. Gene Ontology annotation, molecular function: P-type calcium transporter activity; ATP binding; ATP hydrolysis activity. The record is from RefSeq and is a predicted model, not a curated record.
GUCAAUGUCAGGUAAAUUGACGCCAAAUAUUUCCAGCAAAUUAAUAAUAACUAAUAUGCGUAAAAACAAAUUCGUUAAAAACUUUCUAAACAAUCUGUCCGUCUUUACGCUACAAAGUUUUAAUUCGGUCCACCACUAUACUCCGUUAACCAUAGAUGGAUGACGUCCAAACCUACAAAUCUAUCGAACGAGACAUCAAAGAACCUUCAUCCUUACUGGUUAAAAACUCGGCCGACUAUUCGGAAGAUAAUCAUUUCAAGUUUCAAACCAACCCCACCAACAAAGAACCGAGUAUGUGGCGUCACAUGAACGCCAAAAAGGCUAGCAAUAUGAGUGUUUCGCAGGUGGCAACGGCCUUGGACGCCGAUUUGGACAGGGGGUUGACUGUCAUCGAAGCCGAAAUUAGGAAAAAAAGCCAAGGGUACAACGAAUUUUUCGUAGGGGAUCCCGAACCUUUGUGGAAAAAAUUUUUGGAGCAGUUCAAGAACCCCUUAAUCUUGCUCCUGCUGUGUUCGGCACUAGUUAGCGUGUGCAUGUCCCAGUUCGACGACGCAGUCUCCAUAGCCCUCGCCGUUAUCAUAGUCAGCACGGUGGCUUUCGUUCAAGAGUACAGGUCAGAAAAAUCCCUGGAGGAAUUGUCAAAGCUAUUGCCUGACUACUGCACUUGCUUGAGAUCUUACACAAAAGUUCAUUCAUCUACCUUUCCUUCAACUGAGAAUGGUCCGGAAGUUAUAACGCUCAGAAUACCCGCUCGGGAGUUAGUCCCAGGCGACCUUGUGAUGCUCAUGGCCGGAGAUCGAAUCCCGGCCGAUCUUCGACUUGUCAAAGUCAGAGAUCUAAGAGUCGACGAGAGCGGUUUCACUGGAGAGGCUCACCCCGUCAAAAAAAUUAGCGACGUGGUUAAUAAUCAGAACAUUCACCUAGAGGUGGAAAGCGAAGCUGAUUCUCAAUAUCAUGCCUCAGAUUUUUCCCACGUUCAUAUGAAAAAUAUUGGUUUUAUGGGCACAUUGGUUAGGAGCGGGAAAGGCAUGGGAAUAGUGAUAGGAACGGGGGAAAGAACUGAAUUCGGCGAGAUAUUCAAACUCAUGAAGGCCGAACUAGUGCCAAAGACUCCAUUGCAGCGUUCUAUGGAUAGGCUCGGCAAACAGCUAUCCUUCUACUCCAUCAUAAUAAUAUCACUCAUUAUCGUACUUGGCUAUAUAAGAGGCAGAGCUCUACUGGAAAUGUUUACCAUUGGCGUAAGCCUAGCAGUAGCAGCUAUCCCAGAAGGUCUGCCUAUAGUCGUUACGGUUACUCUUGCCCUGGGCGUGUUAAGGAUGUCCAAAAAGAAGGUCAUAGUUAAAAAAUUGCCUACUGUCGAAACCCUAGGCAGGGUUAAUGUGUUGUGCUCCGAUAAAACCGGGACUCUAACAACUAAUAGAAUGACUGUUACCGACAUUUAUUUGCCAGAUGAGCCUUGUUUUGAAGUAAAAGAUUUGAUUCCGCCCUUUACUUCUUCAAACUCACCAAACAACUCAUAUCUAAACUAUGGCAAUCAGAAAUUUGAACUUGAUAAAGGACAAAUACUCCUCCAACCACAACAAAAUGACAAUAAAGACUUUUCUAAUAUUACAAGCCGAGAUGAAACCGCCCGCAAUUUAGCCACGACCGCCGCCAUAUGUUCCGAUUUCUCGGAAUCAUACGCUUCCCCAACUGAGACCGCCAUCUUAGAUUUGUCUAAAAGGAUUAGCAAAUUGAAUGGGGCCGACAUUAGGGCUAAGUAUGAAAGGAUACGGGAAAUACCAUUCAGUUCCGAACGCAAAUAUAUGCAGGUUAUUUGCAGUGUUAAAGAUAGUUACGCUAUCCCAAACAUACCGAUAAUAAUAAUCGCCUUAAAAGGUGCCCCCGAGAUUAUUUUAACCAAGUGCGAUCGAUUUUACCGUUGCAAUAAUUCCCACCACGGUGCUAAUGAUGCUCAUCUUCUUUCAGACAGUUUUUUUGCAUUUCAUGAAAACCAAAUAUGCCCGAUGACAGACUCCGACCGUCAGAAAUUCACAAUAAAAUCUCAAUCUAUGGCUUUAAAUGGCUUGAGAGUGCUUGGUGUUGCUUUUAAUUGUCACUCCACUCAUAAAUAUCCUGACUUCGAAUCGGAAAUUAAAGACGAUAUGUGUUUUAAUAAUAACAUAUUUUUGGGUUAUAUUGGUAUACAGGAUCCCGUGAAAAGCAAUGUUCCUCGUGUUAUAGGGAGCCUACAAAAGAUAGGAAUCAAGGUUAAAAUGAUAACGGGAGAUUCCAAAGAAACCGCAUGUUCUGUCGCAAGGAAUAUAGGCUUAUUAUCAAACAACCCUAUCUUCAACCAAUACGAUAAUUCCUUAUUACUCUCAGGUUUUGAAUUGGAUAGACUGAUGCCCGAACAAUUAGCGGAAUGCAUUGAAAGAAUUGUAGUAUUUUACAGGACUUCUCCUAUUCAUAAGAUCAAGAUUGUUAAGGCUCUUCAAGACGGCCGAACCCAUAAAAGCAACGUGGUGGCCAUGACUGGAGAUGGUAUCAACGAUGCCUUGGCUCUCAAGCGGGCUGAUAUAGGUAUUGCAGUCAUGUCUUUCUCCCCUCGGGUAUCUUCUAAUCCAUCCGAUAUCUCUCUCGGAAAUAAUUCAAUCCCCUAUAAUGAGCCAAGACCGGAUAAUUUUGAUUUGCAAGACACUCUUGUAAACACGAAUGAUGCCUGCAAAGAAGCCGCUGAUAUGUUGUUGUUAGACGGUGAUCUAAGCACUUUGACUAUUUGUGUCGAAGAAGGUAAAACCAUAUAUGAAAAUAUCAGAAACUUUUUGCGAUUUCAGCUUAGUACUUCGAUAUCAGCCAUGGCGCUUAUAGCAUUGUCAACUAUGUUAUUUAUGGACGUUCCUGGUAAAAAAUCUCCAGAAAAUUCCCUCGCGUAUUCUAGUUUAACCCUUGGAAAUGAGUCAUACGCUAACCAUGGUUAUGUAGGAAGUUAUCACAAUGGUGGUAGCUCACCGAAUACGCACCACAAAAUCCAUAUAUCUCCUUUAAACGCCAUGCAAAUACUAUGGAUAAAUAUAAUAAUGGAUGGACCUCCAGCUCAAAGUCUUGGCGUCGAACCUCCCGACGAAUAUAUCAUAAAUCAACCACCUCGCGACGUGAAUGAUCCUAUGAUUACAAGAGCCCUUUUAUUUAACGUUAUUCUAUCAGCAUUUACCAUAGUCACGGGAACCAUAUGGGUCUUUUUACGAGAAAUGAGGGAUGGUAUGAUUACGCCUCGGGAUACUACCAUGACAUUUACUUGUUUCGUAUUAUUCGAUAUGUUCAAUGCACUUAGUUGCCGAUCUCAAACUAGAUCGAUAUUUUCGAUAGGAUUUUUUACCAAUCGCAUCUUUAUUUAUUCCGUUAUGGGUUCUAUACUGGCUCAAAUACUCGUUAUAUACACGCCUUUCUUUCAAAGGGUUUUCCAAACCGAAGCUAUCGGAAUUAAUGAUUGGAUAUUUUUGGUAGCUUUAUCUUCCAGCGUUUUUUGGAUCUCUGAAAUCAAAAAAUUUAUAGAAAGACAUAACUCAACAAAGAAUCCCCAAUUCACAUUAUCCUCACACUCGUUAGUCCCAUCUCACAUAAGUAAGCGAUCUAAAUAUUCCAAAUUAGAAUCCGAGGAAUGGAACCAUGAUGUGGAAUCUAAUAGGAGCCUUUUACGAGAUGUAUUAAGCUUACCUAAAAAUUUGUUUAGGAAAUACAGGAUUUUGGUUUUAGAUAAUGAGGGUUUAGCCUCCAAAAAUAGAUACCAGAUGGUGUAACCACACGAAUUCCUACGAUAUAGAGCAAAUUUAUACAAAAUUUUAUUUUAAAUCCGUUUUUUAUAAUUCAAUUUUUAUAUAUAGACCUACUAAUUCUGAUUAUACAUCAUGUGAUACAAAAAAAUAUUUAUUGAUAUUGACCAAUUUUUUUCUUAUGUUAUUUUUUCAGGCGUUCGUAAAAUUUAUCAAAAGUUUCAAUUAUUCAAAGAAUUAUAUAUCAUUCCCAUAUUUAUUUUUAAAUAUUUGUUUGUAUUUUAUGAGAUUAUAAUCAUGUGUUUACUACUUUUCCUUCCAUAUAUUUGAAUUCAGUCAUAGCAAUAGGGUAUUUAUUUUAUCCAAAAAU